Molecule: messenger RNA, 1026 nt
Organism: Endocarpon pusillum Z07020
Lineage: Eukaryota; Fungi; Ascomycota; Eurotiomycetes; Verrucariales; Verrucariaceae
Exons: 1
Coding region: 1-1026 (341 amino acids)
Source: RefSeq, a predicted model, not a curated record
AUGUUCUUGCAAAUUCCUCGCGAGUUGCGUGAUCAAAUCUAUGUCUGUCUCUUCGCCUCAACCAGAAUUACUUUCGGCGAAAAGUACAUUAGCCGGAUCACCACAAAGACAAUGAAGCCUGCGCCCAAUUCUCUAGCCAUUCUUCGGACCUGCCGUCAGAUCAAUCAAGAAGCCGGAGCCUUUUGGCUCGGCCACGUCUUGUUCAACUUCGAACAUCCAGAGGAUCUGCUCGACAAGCUUUCUAAAUUGCCUCCAACCACCCUUUCGCAGAUCCGUCAUCUCCGCACUAGUGGACGUCCCUUGAUGCUUCAGCCAAUUGGAUACGGUGAUGAUGUGUUUUAUAGGCUGGUAUGGGCACUGAAGCUGCUGCCAGGAUUGCGCCUGCAUAGACUCACCGUUCUCGGAGGGUCUAGCGGUGAAAUUGGCUAUGAUACCCUUGACGGAUUGAUCAAGUAUGGGAAUGGAUGGAGAGAGUUGCGAUUCAUCACACUUGACUCUGCAAUGCACCAGUUCACCGAGAUGGAUUUCCUGGGAAACCUUGACUGGGACAAGCCUCAACCAAGUACUUGGGAAGAAAUUCUACGUCAGCGCGACGGUGCAGAUUCUGGAGCUUCGAUCACCAUUUAUCGCUCCAUCCAAUCUGAUGCGCCUGGUGCGGUCAUGAACCCCUACAGACGUCAAAUUCUUGAAGGUGCCCUUCCCAGAGAACCCGGAAAGCUUGGCGUAACAGAUACAGAAAACAUGGAGUUGAGGGCAAAGGAAGAGGGGAAAGAGGUUCUUUUCGUCGUGAAGCGUGGUCAUGCUGCUGAAAUUGCGGAACAAGACGGACCUCCUUACACAUUGGAGGAUGAUAUUCGCCAAUGGGCGCAUGGCAUGACCUGGAACGAGAUCCGUCGCCAGUGCAUCGACUUCCAUGUGGAUGAAGACAUGGAUGUGGAUGACUUCUUCCACACGGAAAAGGAUGAUGAAGUUGAGGUCAACAAUUACAAAGAUGUCGACGAGUAUGAAUGGGAUCCUGUCAACUGA